This is a messenger RNA of Microthlaspi erraticum, 912 nucleotides long. The record is from the annotation of a GenBank genome assembly. NCBI's taxonomy places the organism in Eukaryota, Viridiplantae, Streptophyta, Magnoliopsida, Brassicales, Brassicaceae.
AUGAUGAGAAGAACACGCAGCAAAAGGACCAAGACCGUAAGGUCCGUGAAGAUCAAUCCACAUGCGUUGGAAGAUCAAAAAAACUUUGACCAUAUCCCUCUUGACGUAGUGAUCGAGAUCGUUGGUAGAUUGCCUUCGAAAUCCGUAGCGAGGUUUCUAGUAGUAUCAAAGUCAUGGGAAACGUUCAUCCGAAGUCGAGAUUUCAUCACAUCUUUUCCGUUUGGGUCUUCCUCGCAGCCUCGUCUCCUAAUAACUUUCAGUCAUUUAGACUACAGAGUAAGACGCCAAUAUUUGGACUUCUUCUCGUCGUCUUCUUCAGGAACGUCAUUGAUAUCACGUUUUACACGUCAAAACCAGUACCUUCCGCAGUUUGUUAAUGGUUUAAUAAGCCUUGGAUUCUGCGAAGAACAAAUCAUAUAUAAUCCCACUACUGGUAAGUCCAUAACUCUACCUAAAGUCGUAACGAGGAGAAAGAUCGUCAAAACUUAUUCAGGGUAUGAUCCGGUUAAUGAUCAAUACAAAGUGUUGUGCUUGACGGAAAGACUUCAUGAUAAUCACCGAAAGUUUCAGUUAUCUCAUGAUAGAGUAUUCACACUUGGAGAAAGAGAAUCAUGGAGAGUGAUGGAUUGUAGCAUUCCUCACCGUCCUUGGUCUAACUCUAACGGUUUGUGCAUAGAUGGUGUUUUGUAUUAUCUUGCUUUCACGGGGAAAGGAAUGUUUCAGCGGAGCUUAAUGAGAUUUGAUGUGAGGUCUGAAAAGUUGGAACUCUUAACUGAUUUACCCGCAGAUCUUAUAGCUCCAUAUGGGUUUACUUUGAUAAAGUAUGAGGGGAAAGUAGCCAUAGCGACAAAAUUUGUAGCAUACCCAUUACACACGUUUAAUGUGUGGGUUAUGGAAGAAAUGGAUGGUUGA